AUGAAAAAAAUUUUAAUCUUAAUUUCCAUUUUUUACUGUAUCAACGCAAAACUAUUAACAAACAGUACAUGUAAUGAUUGCAUAGGAAAAAUCCACUCCAAACAAGAUUUACAACUAGCUAGGCAGAGUCUAGUUAUUGAUAAAAAUCAAUUUUGUCACAAUAAACAAUAUACAUUUAUUAUUAUUGUGAAAUCAGGAAGCUUUGGAAAGCGAAAUUUCACACGUUCUACAUGGGCCAAAGAAAUUAGUGAGCAUUUUAAAAUACCUAUUCUAUAUGCCAUUGGUUAUCCAAAAGAUCCUCAUCUCCAAAAAUAUAUUAUUGCUGAAGAUCUUCUAUAUCAUGAUUUACUACAAUUCAAUAUUGUUGAAAGUUACUAUAAUUUAACAUUGAAAACCACAAGUGUUUUACUGUGGUAUGAUCGAUAUUGUUCGAAAAAUAGUGAAUAUCUUUUAUAUGUCGAUGACGAUGUACUUAUACAUGUCGAUAAAUUAAUCAUGUAUAUGCAUCGAACGGUUAGCAAUGAUUCCAUUCAAGGUUGGUUCGAAAACUCUGGACACAUUCAACGUAAAGGUAUGGGUGGAGUAUCAGUAGACGAUUUUCCUAUUGAUGUUGUACCAGAUUAUUUAUGGGGUGCAGCAGUAGUAUAUCCGUCACAUAUAAUAUCGAAUCAAUUGAUUGGCGCUAUAUUUAAUUCAACGGUACCUAUAUUUUUUCGUGAUGAUGUUUUCAUCAACGGAUUUAUGGCUCAACAAGCUGGAGUAAAACGAGAACAGAUGACAGGAAUUUUGUGUUUUGAUCCAACAGAAGAUGAUUUAGAUUCGAACAUGAUUGUCAUCGAUUUUAAAAAUGAAGAAGCUCGUGAAAAUACUUGGAAUUGCUAUAGAAAUGUGGAAUAUUUUUAUCCAUGGUGUUAA
This is a messenger RNA of Rotaria socialis, 915 nucleotides long. Lineage: Eukaryota; Metazoa; Rotifera; Eurotatoria; Philodinida; Philodinidae. The record is from the annotation of a GenBank genome assembly.